Esox lucius (northern pike) is the source of this 2308-nucleotide messenger RNA. RefSeq names its product hepatocyte nuclear factor 6-like. Gene Ontology annotation, biological process: regulation of transcription by RNA polymerase II. The transcript has 3 exons. The coding region runs from base 709 to 2064 and encodes 451 amino acids. Gene Ontology annotation, molecular function: DNA-binding transcription factor activity, RNA polymerase II-specific; RNA polymerase II cis-regulatory region sequence-specific DNA binding. Gene Ontology annotation, cellular component: nucleus. Lineage: Eukaryota; Metazoa; Chordata; Actinopteri; Esociformes; Esocidae. The record is from RefSeq and is a predicted model, not a curated record.
GGAAGCAAAAAUUAUCUCGCUAGAGAAAGAAAGAGAAACGCAGAAAAGAAAUACAGAAACAAAGCCUCUCGUUUAUAAAAAUCGUAAACGUGAAGCACGAAUAGAUUCACGGUUCGGUAAUCUCAUCUUUCAGAUGCUGGCUGACCCAGCUCUCUUUUCAGAACUAGUGUGCUGCAAUACGAAUUGAUCGUAUGGAAGAGAACAAUUGAAUAAGGUAGCCUACCAAUAGCGAGUCCGACGGUUGUUGCAAAACCUUUCUACAAUUUUCCGGAUUACUCAACAUUUAAUAUACCAACGGACAUUGUGUGGAGAUCCAUUGGGCACUUUAUGUAGCCCAACAUUAGGCCUUACCGCUGUUCGAUCGUCGCGAUUAGUCGCCUGUGUCGCGAGGAGCUUGAAAGAGGCCAUACUAAUGCAAAACCAAUGAGUGGACUUUAACUGCACUGCACAACCGAAAGGAAUUGGAACAUUAGACCUCCUGAAAUGGGAUUUCUAUGAUGGACAGCCAAGUAAAUCCAUCAUUAAUUUAUCCACUCCCGAACCUCUACAUCCACCUAAUGAGAAAUCAAUAAGUCCAUAUUUUGCAACAGCAAGAGAAAGAAAGGGGGUAGAGAGAGCUGCAGGAAAGGAGGAAGAGACAAAACAAGGAGAGGCGCUGGACAAUCGGGGAAACAAAGGAAACAGGAAUCAAUCGAUCAGGGCCAAAGCAUGGAUGUUGACAUGGGGCAUUUCCAAGAUGGUGGACGGACAGGACUUCACAUAAAGGACCUAUCUUCUGCCACCCUCCUCAGGUCUGCUGUGCAUGGGUCCAUUAUGGCUACGGGGGUAUCUGAGCGUAGAUCUGCAGGCUACGGAGGAGACUCAACAGCUGAGGAUUGUGGAACCACAUACACAACCCUGACGCCCCUCCAGCCCAUGAGCAGGAACGCCUUCCACCCAGACCGGCGACAGCAGCAGGACUUCCCAGCUCAGCACCACCACCAGCCCAGCCUGCCCCUAGGUAAUGUGAUGGGAAGCUUCAUGCUGCUGCGUGAAGACGGAGGACUGGAUGGCGGACCCUUCUUCAGCUCCUACAGCACCAAGGAGCCAGGGUCGUCACCCAGUCUCUUUCCGGCUUCUAUUGGUCCAUGUUUUACAGACGGAUACAUUGGCCCCGGCGGUUGCCAGAGUGCUCACGGCCGAAGUGGCGGUUCCCUCUACGGCAGCAGCCCCCCUAGUGGCCACGGCGGCUGUAGCGCACCGCUCGGCGGGUACGACAGCAUGCAGACGGACAGCGAGGAGGGCAAUAACGCGCUCUACCGGAGCGACUUUAGCGGAGAGAUGUCGCCGCCUGUCCCACGGGCCUGCAGGGCCGGUGACUUCCAGCUCGCCAAAACGCCAGCGUUGUCGCAGCACCCUCACGCCGCCCACCCCUCCAUGUCCUCCAUGCCCGCGUUCAGUCUUCCCUAUCAGCACCACCCUCAGCCCUACCUGCAAUCCCGACCCGGCUGCUCCCCGGCCUCUCCACCGGGCCAGCAGGGAAGCGACGGCGGCGAGGAGGUCAACACACGGGAGGUGGCCCAGAGGGUGAUGGGGGAGCUGAAGCGCUACAGCAUCCCCCAGUCGGUCUUUGCGGAGCGGGUGCUGUGCCGAUCCCAGGGCACGCUGUCUGACCUCUUGAGGAACCCCAAGCCCUGGGGCAAGCUGAAGUCGGGCCGAGACACCUUCAAGAGGAUGUCCCAGUGGCUGCAGGAGCCCGAGUACCAGAGGAUGGCUUCGUUGAGGCUUGAAGCCUGCAAAAGGAAAGGGCACGAGGAAAGGCGGUUGGAGAGGAACCAGGGACCCAAGCGCACGCGGCUGGUGUUCACGGACUUGCAGCGGCGCACCCUGUUGGCCAUCUUUCGGGAGAACCGGCGUCCACCCAAGGACCUGCAGGUGUCCAUCUCAAAGCAGCUGGGUCUGGAGCUGACCACGGUCAGCAACUUCUUCAUGAACGCUAGGCGACGGAACCUGGACAGAUGGGGGGACGAGAGCCACGCGCGCCCCUCCUCGACGGGCUCCACCAUAUCAUGCAGCACGGCGUGAUGGAGGACCCGGAAGUGAGACGGAGCAGUGGAAGGGAUCGACGGUGAAAAUGAUAGGGCCCCAAGCCAAGCGGGCUUGAGGCGGAGCUAGUAUGAUACCAGCCCUAGGCUGGGCGGAGUUGAGAGAUAACCCCCUACACCCGCUAGACGGGGUGGAGCUAGAAUGAUACGUAACCCUAGGAAGGAGGAGCGGAGUGCGACUAGUGGGUCGUAGGUACAAUGCAAUCCUCCGAUUUGAGUGGCGU